Messenger RNA from Arabidopsis arenosa, 2269 nucleotides. The record is from the annotation of a GenBank genome assembly. NCBI's taxonomy places the organism in Eukaryota, Viridiplantae, Streptophyta, Magnoliopsida, Brassicales, Brassicaceae.
AAUAUUUACUCUUUACCAUUUACCCCAUUAUUUUUGACAUCUCUCUACAAUCAUCAUGCCUCCUUUCCGUUUUCGCAUUCCAUUCUUCUCCUCCAACUCUCCUUCUCGUCUCUCUUCAGAGACUUCUUCGCCAUCGCCACCACCGACUCCUCCUCCUUCACGCCCUCCUUUUCGUCCUGCAGGCAUCGCUCAACCGUCAAAGCCAGAAAAAAAGUCCAAGGUAUCUCCGUCACUUUCUAGGAGUAGAAGUAAUGUUGCGGCCCUAGCAGCUUCCUCGUCCUCGUCUCAAUUGCCUUCUCGUGGUUCAGCCACGCCAACCCGGCUGGUGAACCAGACUAACCAACAAUCUGGUUCUCCGUCAAAGAAACUGGAAUCUCUAAGGAUGGAGGAGCAAAAGGUGACGAAGAAAGAGAAGCCAUCAGGAGAAACUGAAAAAGUAGCUGGCGAAAAUAUCAAUCCGGUAAAAGAGAAACCUCCUAUUGCUCAUCAAGAAGAGCAUUUAGAACGAAAAGAAACAGAGGCAGUUCAGGAACAGAGGAAGAAGGCAGAAGUAGAGAGACUUGUGGUGCAAGAAAAUAAGAAAGUCCUUCCUGAAGGCAAUGGGGAGAAGUCAGCAUCAGAUAUGGGACAACAGAAGAGAAAAGAAAUCGAGAAACUUGUGCUACAAGAAAGGAAGAAAGUUCUUCAUGAAGGCAGUGGAGAGAAGUCGGAAACAGAUCAGGGACAACAGAAGAGCAAAGAAACCGAGAAACUUGCAUCACAAGAAACGAAGAGACCGCUUCAGGCGAUAGGUAGAGAAGAUGCAACGCGAAGCACAACCACACAACAAAUUUCGGCAGCAUCAGGAUCAACACAAGAACCGAGAGAUCUACCAGGGAGAGAGACAAAAACACAAAACAGAACAGAGAUUCACACCGAUGACAAUCAUCAGAAAACCAAAGGCGCAUCAACGAGUAAUCUUGGAAAUCCGAGAGUUGCAAAUGGACAGGGAUCAUCUUCAAUGAGCAGAAAGAUCAAAGAAGACAUCAAAGAUGGAAUCAGUAAGCUUACUUGGGGAAAAAGCAACGGCGAUGAGAAAUCCGUGAACGUCUAUACUCUAACUGGAGAAAACAAAGGAGCCACAAUGGGAAUAGGUUCUGAGAAAGACGGUGAGGUUCAUAUUCGCCGUGGCUACAGAAGUAACCCAGACGAGAGCCCUAACACCACAACCAUGGAAACCGAAAACCCUAAAGACGACGAAGCAGAGGAAGAAGCGAGGUUUAGGGCAUACAUAAACGGAAACACUCAAGGGAUAAACAAUUCAAUUGUAGUCGAGAGUUCAGUAAGUGAGAAUGAUCCAGGAGUUCAUAUGAGUUUAAAAUUUGAGAUAUCAAAAAAGGAAGUUAUAAAUCCGCCAGAGAAUGUGGAGGAAGAGAAGAAACCGGAGACGGUGACAGCGAGGAAGAAUGAGCCGAGAGUAAGGAGGAGAUGCUUGAGAGGGCUACUUGCGGAGUCGAGUGAGUCGGAUCCGGAUAAUCCCUUGAAGCCACGGAGACAUGGUUGCCGGUUUACUUGUAAAGACAAAGAUAUAGAGAACACUUCAAAAUUUAUAUUCUUACCGUCUGAGUUUGGCAACGAUGUGGAUCGAACGGUGGCUAUUGGUCCAGCCAAGUCGGAGUUUGCAAUGAAGGCUGAGAUCCGUCGUGCUGUUGAAGCCGAAGGUGUACCGUAUACUUAUGUGAUCAACAAUUGUUUUGAUGGCUAUUUCUUAGCUACAUUUGCUCAAUGUGAAACCAGACUCACUUUUCCUCCUAGAGAUAAAGUCACUAUCUUUGGUGAUGGUAACACUGAAGCUGUUCUAAACAAAGAAGAAGGCAUUGCUGCAUACACCAUGAGAGCGAUUGAUGAACCGAGAACUCUCAACAAGACUCUCUACAUCAAUCCUCCAAAGAACAUUGUUUCGCAGAACUAUAUCUUCGCAUUGUGGGAGAGCAAGAUUGGUAAAACUCUGAAGAAGACUUACGUUUCAGAGGAACAACUUCUCAAGAAAAUCCCAGAGUCUCCACAUCCUGACAUCCACUUGAUCUUCUGUUGGCUUUGAAUCAUGCCAUAGUUUUGAAAGGAGAUCAAACCUAUUUUACAAUAGAGCCUUCCUUUGGAGUUGAAGCUUCUCAGCUUUAUCCAGAUAUCAAGUACACAAGCGUCGAUGAGUAUCUCAGCCAGUUUGUCUAAAACUAUAGCAUCAUCAUCUUGUAGCAGACAUUUACUGUAAUCAAUAGAUUGACCAUUG